AUGACUCUCAAUUGCUUGACAUGCAAAGUUCUAAAAAGAACAGAUUCACAUGAAGAACUGCAAAAAAGAAUCAAUCAUGUUGAAGAAAAGUCGAAUUUUCGCCUUUUUCCGGGAGGAAUCGAGAGAAACUGGUCGGGAAACUUGGUAUCAAAGCCCAGAGUUGAGAAAAGAAGGGUGCGGUCGCUUCUAGGGCAAGAAACUACGACAAGAAAAGAUGCGCGUAGGAUUCAUAACAGUGGUCCGAUGGAGUACUUGCCUGAUACGCCAAAGCUCUCGAGGAGCCCUGGGAUGAGAAGGGAUUGGAGUUUCGAGGAUCUAAGGCAGGUGAUUAAGCGUUGA
Capsicum annuum is the source of this 339-nucleotide messenger RNA. RefSeq lists its product as uncharacterized. Lineage: Eukaryota; Viridiplantae; Streptophyta; Magnoliopsida; Solanales; Solanaceae. The coding region runs from base 1 to 339 and encodes 112 amino acids. The transcript has a single exon. The record is from RefSeq and is a predicted model, not a curated record.